CCGCCCCUGUGGCGGGGCCGGUCUCCAGCCGGGCACGGUCGCGGGCCCCCUUGGCCCGGCCACCUGGGACUGUGCUGGGAGCUGGCCACCUCUCUCUACCCUGGCCCGCAAAGUUUGUGGCGAAGCCGGCGCCGGACAGAGCGCGUCCCGGGGGAGAUCUGGGAGCGCCCUGGGCCGGGCGGCAGGCACCGUGGACCUGGGACACCGCGGUUCGGGCUGGAGUGCGGAGCAGCCUGCGGCCGCCGCCUCCGGUGCAUGGGGACCGGCUGAGGAGCCAGCAUGGGCAACUGCGUGGGGAGACAGCGUCUGGAGAGGCCGGCCGCCCCGGGACACCCCCGCAAGCGAGCAGGACGCAAUGAGCCUCUGAAGAAGGAGCGGCUCAAGUGGAAGAGUGACUACCCCAUGACAGACGGGCAGCUGCGGAGCAAGCGAGAUGAGUUCUGGGACACAGCGCCUGCCUUUGAGGGCCGCAAGGAGAUCUGGGAUGCACUCAAGGCAGCUGCCUACGCAGCCGAGGCCAAUGACCACGAGCUGGCUCAGGCCAUCCUGGAUGGAGCUAGCAUUACCCUGCCUCAUGGCACGCUCUGUGAAUGCUAUGAUGAACUGGGUAAUCGCUACCAGCUGCCCAUCUACUGCCUGUCGCCGCCUGUGAACCUGCUGCUGGAGCACACUGAGGAGGAGAGCCUGGAGCCUGCCGAGCCCACCCCCAGUGUGCGCCGUGAGUUCCCACUGAAGGUGCGCCUUUCCACAGGCAAGGACGUGCGGCUCAGUGCCAGCUUGCCCGACACGGUGGGCCAGCUCAAGAGGCAGCUGCACGCUCAGGAGGGCAUAGAGCCGUCCUGGCAACGAUGGUUCUUCUCCGGGAAACUGCUCACAGACCGCACACGGCUCCAGGAAACCAAGAUCCAGAAAGAUUUCGUCAUUCAGGUCAUCAUCAACCAGCCCCCACCACCCCAGGACUGACAGGCCAGGCCGGCAGACUCCAGUGAGGAGAGGUCAUGGAGGCCUCCGUGGGCUGGAACACUGUCCCCACCCUGCUGUUGCCUUCAAGUGCUGUUGUUUCCGUCAGGCGCAUUGCCCCGCUGUGUGGCUCUGGUGAGCCGUGAAGGGACCUUGCCUCCCAGGGAGUGCCCAACACCAAGCAGCAAUGCUGCCACACACAGGCCUUGCCAACCUUGUCAGAGGACAGGCGCCCCGGGGCCCUCCACCCUGCCUCUCUCCUGAAGCAGGUUUGAGCCACGGGCCGGCCUGGAGGCCCUGGAGCCCAGAUCUGCCAUCUGGUGCUGCCACUGCGCUCACUCCAGUUUUCUGCUCAGGGUUGGAAGCAGCUGCUGUCUCCCUCCUUUGCCCCCACCCUGACUCUGCCCUGGGCACAGUGCCAGUCCCCUGGAGAGGAGGGAACAACCAGUGAGCCCCAGGGCUCGGGGAGCCUGAGGUGGGCCUCUGCCUCUCCCUGCCUCUUGCACAAUUGGCAGAGAAGAGGUGGGUGGACAGACAGCUGGGCUUUGUGUCAGGGGUCUGCACAGGGCCAUCUUCUGGCUGUAACCCAAAUGGUGGGGUCUGCAGCCUGGUCAUGGUCCCACAGCAGGUCUCUGUGUACAGACAUAUCUGCGUAUUUAUCAAUAAAGCCUUUUGCUCCUUC
Messenger RNA from Chinchilla lanigera (long-tailed chinchilla), 1642 nucleotides. RefSeq names its product ubiquitin domain containing 1 (gene Ubtd1). The coding region runs from base 280 to 963 and encodes 227 amino acids. Gene Ontology annotation, molecular function: protein binding. The transcript has 3 exons. NCBI's taxonomy places the organism in Eukaryota, Metazoa, Chordata, Mammalia, Rodentia, Chinchillidae. The record is from RefSeq and is a predicted model, not a curated record.